Molecule: messenger RNA, 576 nt
Organism: Ruditapes philippinarum (Manila clam)
Lineage: Eukaryota; Metazoa; Mollusca; Bivalvia; Venerida; Veneridae
Exons: 4
Coding region: 117-497 (126 amino acids)
Source: RefSeq, a predicted model, not a curated record
UGUAAGUAUGUAACUGUUAUCGAAGUCCUGUUGUAACAGGAAGAGGGUAGUGAAUUUAAGACAUUAGAUAACAGCUAUAAAUUCUAUAUAUAGUAACAUUAAAACCAGUGUUCUACAUGGUUUCAGACAUGGAUUAUAAAAACAUACCUGAUCAUGUUAACACCACACAGCCUACAGAGCUGCCAGGUAACGACUUUGAUCCGGUAAAGGCCGAGGCAGGUGCAAUAGCAGGUGCAGUGUUUGGGGUUCUUAUUUCAGUAGGUUUCAUAACAUUUGCAUGUGUCAUGUAUAUUAGGAAGAAAAGAGAACGAGAUCUAGAGUAUACACGUAGAACAAAAGUACUCAUGCAAUCUUCACAGAGCGCAGGGGUCUAUGUUGACACAACACAAGAAUUAAGUCAUGGCCGAACUAAAAACAUUAACAAUCGUGGUAGUGAAUAUAAAUCUCUACAAAAAGAUCCAAAUAUGUAUGAAAGUGAUUCCGAGGAUGAAUUGUGAUCUUCAAGAUUAGGUUAAACAUGAGAUGUGGAAAGGACUUUUAUUCAUUACAUCAAAGAAUGUAGUACAAUCUGUGAAC